Messenger RNA from Drosophila arizonae, 4379 nucleotides. RefSeq names its product RRP12-like protein. The record is from RefSeq and is a predicted model, not a curated record. NCBI's taxonomy places the organism in Eukaryota, Metazoa, Arthropoda, Insecta, Diptera, Drosophilidae.
AAAUAUGUUGCUCUGUGUUGGUUGAGCUGCACGUGUUCGUUUUGGCAAUUUAAAUAGAAGUUUUGUGAGUAGUGCGUCGCACUAACAUUCUCUGAAAAUGGGUAAAUUUCGUUCGAAAUUGAAACGCCAUGGUAAAGGCAAAAGCUGGAGUAAAGGCCAAUCGGCUGUAUCGAAUCCCGAGCAAAUGAAACAUCGUCUUAAAGCAAAGUCGCGCUUUUUCCAACCAAAUUUAAAUCUGACUGCAGCGAGCUCAACUAAUGGACUCACCAUGGAGGCCGUGCACAAGCACGAACAGCGUCAGGCCUACAAUGCGGAGACAACAACGGUAAAUGAUGUCGCCGGUAGCCUGAAGUCUUUUACACUGGAGGACGAUGAUGGAAUGUCGGGCACCGGCACACAGCCAAGCACCGUCAAGACCUUUCAGACCUUCGCCUCCAACUACAGCAGCUGCAGUAAUGUUAGCUUCAAGAAGCUGCUGACCGGCUUUCGUGCCUCCUCCGAUCUGCACAAGGAGAUGUUGGCCAUUUUGAGCGCAUUGACAGAAAUAAUACGCGAACGUGGCGGCAACGAAUCUUCCACUGAAUACUUUCUGCUCCUCAUCAGCCAAAUCGAGGCGGCCACCGAGGAGCGCGACAUCAUUGCCGGCGUUGCUUUGCUAUCCAUGGGCAUUAAAUCUGUGCCGGCGCCGGUGCUGCGGAAACGUUUCUCCGAAACCGCCGAAACACUGCAGCAGCUGCUGCAACGCUUCAUUGAAUCGAGCAGUCAAUCUGUCAUUCGCUAUUUAAUUGGCUGCAUGUCCGUGCUGUUGCGUGCCCAGGACUAUGUCACAUGGACGUACAGCUCCACGUUGCAGUAUUUCGAUGCGCUGCUCGCCUUUACCAUCCACUCGAAGCCGAAAAUACGCAAAGCGGCCCAGCAUGCCAUCGUCUCCAUCAUACAUGGCAGCUGCUUCAUGCUGCCACCGACUGCCGGCGAGGGCGAGGCGGCAGCGGAUGCUAAGGAGGAACAGCCACAGACAUCGAAGAUCAAGUAUCAUCCGGCUAGCAAUCGUGUAACGAAAUUCUGUUUGGCCCAGUUCAAACCCGAAGUGUUGGCCAACAGCCAGACGACAGUACUGCAUACGCUGUCAUUGCUGAAGGAUACGUUGGCUGGCUUCCGCACCGAGGACAUACGCAGCGUGUGCGAGAAUCUGCUCUCCAUAAUGACAGCGGCCAACAUCCUUGUGAGAACCAACUGUUUUCAGGCUCUGCACACCCUCUUCCUGACGCGUAGCGCUAAUCUGAAUGCGACAUUGUGCGCCAAGCUGCUGGCCGCCAUACACGAAUAUCGGCCAGAUCGCAAUGAUGUGCGCCAAACGCUGGCCUGGAUCACAGUGCUCAAGGAGGGCCAUUUGCAUCUGGCCACCCUGCAAUUGGACUUGUGCAUGCAAGCGCUUCCGCGUCUCUUCGAGAUCUGCACCACGGAUCUUUGGCUGUCAGAGCGCACCGAACUGGUGGUAGGCGUCUCCAAUUGCAUUAAGGAGUUGCUGCAGGAUUGUGUGGCACGCGCCUGUGCCACAAAGGAACUGGCCGAUCAAUAUCGCCCGUCUGUGAUAAAAAUAAUUGGCGCUCUGCACAAGGUGCUGAAUUCACCGUUUGGCGAGAUCUCCAAAUAUGUUAUUCUCAUAUUCUCCAUUGUGUUCGAGGCGUGCGGCAAACAGUUUGGAUCCGAAUUGAUGCCCUCGCUGACAACGAUUGGCAAACGUUAUGAUAGCCACGGCGCCUUGCGUCUGCAGAUCGAGCACACGGUGAUCAGCGCCAUCAAGGCGCUUGGUCCGGAGCUGGUUCUACGUGCUCUGCCACUGAGCGAUGCGAACGGCGAUGUGAGCCUGGAGCGAUCGUGGCUGUUACCGCUGAUGCGCGAGGGUGCCACUGGGGCGAGCUUGCAAUUUUUCAUGGAGCACAUUCUACCACUGGCUCUGAAUAGUCAGUCGCAUUGGCGCAAGCACUUGCAGUCGGGGAAGGCGGUGUCCAAGGCACACAUCUAUGAGCUGCUAUGCUGUCAGCUGUGGGGUCUGCUACCCGGCUUCUGUCGGCAGCCACGGGAUCCGGAAUAUUUGCGCAAGCUGGCGCCAACCCUGGGCGAUGCCUUGGAGCACAAUACAGAGUUCCGUUCGCCCAUCUACGAUGCCUUGCUGGAGCUUCUGGAUGAUAGUCAGAGUCCGGAAUGCCAUGCGAUUAUGGGGCAAUAUGCGCGCAACUUUCUGCCGCGCCUCUUCAACAUCUACACACAGAAGCCCAAUACCAGCUACGAGGGGGAGCAACGCAAGCGUGCUCUGGCCGUCAUCCGUGCCUAUAUCGCACGUGCUCCGGCCGAAGUGCAAGCGCAGCUCUUCGAGACUGCCCAAGGCCUGUUGGCGGGCAGCGCAGUAGCCAGCUUCGAAUACGACUCCUACUUUGACAUCAAUGCGGCCAUUGUCCGGGUCCAAAAGUGUCGCGGCAUCGAGGCCUACUUCGAGAAGUAUAUGGCGCCCGUGCUGCGCAACGACAAAUCCAAACUGGUAUCACGCGACGAGCAGAAGAUGAAGAAACAGCAGCGCAAGACAUACGAAUUGCUGCGCGAACUGAUGACCUCAGAGCUGCCUUCAUGCCAGAAAUUCACGCGUAAAAAUUGCAUUUUAUUGCAACAGAUUCUGCUCGAUGCUUUCAAUACCACAUGCAGCGUCUGUCAGGCGUCACGUUUAUAUUGCCUGAAAUCACUGCUGGAUUGCCGCAGCAAGUUGGCAUACAACGAUCAGCUGGUGAUGAAGGCCAUACCGGAGGCGGUGCUCAAUUAUAAGGAGUUCUCCACACGCAAGGAGCAGGUGGCUGAGCUGCUCAUCAAGCAGAUUGCGAAUCUGUAUCAGGAGGCCGGCAAGAUCAAUGAGUUUGUGGACAUCCUAACGGCUGGCUUCACUGGUGACGAAUCACUGAUAACCAAUACAAUUCUGGCCUUCCGUGCGGUGCUGCAGCAGCAGGGCCAGCAUCUAACUGUGAGCACGUUGGAGUUUGUGCUGCAGCAGGUCUCCGUGUUCAUAGUGCAGAAGUCGCGCAAUCAGGCCGAGGCAGCCAUCGCCUUUCUCAUUACAUUCAUUAAGGUGAUGCCCAUACCACUUGUAGCAAAUCACUUGGAGACGAUUAUGCGCUCCCUUUCAGCCAUGACCAAGGAUACGAAACGCUAUUGCCGCAUACAAAUUGGCUACUUCCUGAAAAAGCUGUGCAAGCGCUUCACCACGGAGGAGCUGGCGCGCUUUGUGCCUGGCGACGAUGAGAUAACCCAUCGCCGACUCAAGAAGAUACGCAAACAAAUGCGUCGUGAUACACGUAAAAAGCAGAACGAGGAAGCCCAGGCGGAGAGCUCCGAUGAGGAGCUAGUGGGUGAUCUUGAGCAAAAGAGCUAUACUAUCGAUGACAUUUUGGCUGAUUCGGACUCGGAUCUGCCAGAGGACUUGGAAGACGAAGAGGGCGGCACAGCUGCCAAGAAUCGCUCGGCUAAAUCAAAGGCCAAGUCAAAGCAGCCGCGCAGCACUUACAUACGCGAGGAUGCCGAUGAGAUUGUCGACUUGGCCGAUCUCAAGUCGAUUGGCAAUGUGCUAACUAGUGGCUCUGCUGCGACAGCUGCUGCGACUGGCAAGCAGUCCAAGGCGAAGCCACAGCUGCCCAAUGGCGGCUUUAAGACCGCCGAAGAUGGACGUCUAAUCAUCAGCGACAAGGCGUUGCGUGGCCAGAAGAGCGAUGGAAUGGAUGAUGACGGCGACAGCGAUGACUCCUCGGCUGAUAGCGGCCAUGAGGCGGGCAAUGGCGGCGGCGCCAAGCGCGGCAUGGAAGAGGACUCCAGUGAUGAGGAGGAUCUACACAAGCCAACCAAUGCCAAGCGCAAGAGGCAGGCCAGCGAUGCACUAAGCAUGCGCUCCGGCAAGACUAGCACCAGCACACGCAAGGGCAUACAUCGUACACUGAAUGCCACGGGCACAGAUGCCAUGUCCGUCAAGUCGGGUGGGGGGCGCAGUAAAGUGGCUGGCAGCGAGUACAGCAGUAAAAAGGCCAAGGGCGACAUAAAGCAGCGCGGCAAAUUGGAUCCGUAUGCCUAUAUACCCCUGUCACGGAAUACGCUGAACAAACGCAAACGGGCAAUGAACUCGCGUAAGUUCAAGAGCACAGUGCGUGGAGCUGGCGGCGAGGGGGGCGAACCGGCGACUGGGCAGGCGAUGCGUGGCACUGGGGGUGGCGGCGGCAAGCGCGGACGUGUUGCCAAGAGUUACAAAUAGAGAGGCGGCAAUAGGAGUGGAUCAUAAAGAUAAACCGAAUAACUUGUAUAAUUCGCUGUUAUUUUGCUAUAUAUAACUUUACAAAACACAAACA